Molecule: messenger RNA, 6384 nt
Organism: Knipowitschia caucasica
Lineage: Eukaryota; Metazoa; Chordata; Actinopteri; Gobiiformes; Gobiidae
Source: the annotation of a GenBank genome assembly
AUGGGGCCGGUGCGUUCUUCUAAAGCCGUGUCAAACCAUCAGACACGCUCCCAGAUCCACAAAUCAACCACCGGCGUUUGUCUUCACCGCCACAGACACCGCCACAGACACCGCCACAGACACCGCCACAGACACCGCCACAGACACCGCUACAAACACCGCCACAGACACCGCCACAGACACCGCCACAAACACCGCCACAUCACCGCCACAGACACCGCCACAGACACCGCCAUAGACAUCGCCACAGACACCGCCACAAACAAGGCCACAGACAUUGCCACAGACACCGCCACAAACACCGCCACAGACACCGCCACAGACACCGCCACAGACACCGCCACAAACAUCGCCACAUCACCGCCACAGACACCGCCACAGACACCGCCACAGACACCGCCACAGACACCGCCACAAACAUCGCCACAUCACCGCCACAAACACCGCCACAGACACCGCCACAAACACCGCCACAAACACCGCCACAGACACCGCCACAUCACCGCCACAGACACCGCCACAUCACCGCCACAAACACCGCCACAGACACCGCCACAGACACCGCCACAGACACCGCCACAGACACCGCCACAAACACCGCCACAUCACCGCCACAGACACGCCACAGACACCGCCACAGACAUCGCCACAGACACCGCCACAAACACCGCCACAGACAUUGCCACAGACACCGCCACAAACACCGCCACAGACACGCCACAUCACCGCCACAAACACCGCCACAUCACCGCCACAAACACCGCCACAGACACCGCCACAGACACCGCCACAAACACCGCCAUAGACACCGCCACAGACACCGCCACAAACACCGCCACAAACAUCGCCACAUCACCUCCACAGACACCGCCACAUCACCGCCACACAAACACCGCCACAGACACCGCCACAGACAUCGCCACAAACACCGCCACAAACACCGCCACAAACACCGCCACAGACACCGCCACAGACACCGCCACAGACACCGCCACAGACACCGCCACAAACAUCGCCACAUCACCGCCACAUCACCGCCACAGACACCGCCACAUCACCGCCACAAACACCGCCACAGACACCGCCACAGACAUCGCCACAAACACCGCCACAAACACCGCCACAAACAUCGCCACACCACCGCCACAGACACCGCCACAGACACCGCCACAGACAUCGCCACAGACACCGCCACAAACACCGCCACAGACAUUGCCACAGACACCGCCACAAACACCGCCACAGACACCGCCACAAACACCGCCACAAACAUCGCCACAUCACCGCCACAGACACCGCCACAUCACCGCCACAAACACCGCCACAGACACCGCCACAGACAUCUCCACAAACACCGCCACAAACACCGCCACAAACACCGCCACAGACACCGCCACAGACACCGCCACAGACACCGCCACAGACACCCCCACAGACACCGGCAGAGACACCGCCACAGACACCGCCACAAACACCGCCACAGACACCGCCACAGACACCGCCACAUCACCGCCACAAACACCGCCACAUCACCACCACAAAGACCGCCACAGACACCGCCACAGACACCGCCACAGACACCGCCACAGACACCGCCACAGACACCGCCACAGACACCGCCACAAACACCGCCACAUCACCGCCACAGACACUGCCACAGACACCGCCACAGACAUCGCCACAGACACCGCCACAAACACCGCCACAGACAUCGCCACAGACACCGCCACAAACACCGCCACAGACACCGCCACAGACACCGCCACAAACACCGCCACAAACAUCGCCACAGACACCGCCACAGACACCGCCACAGACACCGCCACAGACACCGCCACAGACACCGCCACAAACACCGCCACAAACAUCGCCACAGACACCGCCACAGACACCGCCACAAACACCGCCACAGACACCGCCACAGACAUCGCCACAAACACCGCCACAAACACCGCCACAAACACCGCCACAGACACCGCCACAGACACCGCCACAGACACCGCCACAAACACCGGCACAAACACCGCCACAGACACCGCCACAGACACCGCCAGAGACACCCCCACAGACACCGCCAGAGACACCGCCACAGACACCGCCACAAACACCGCCACAGACACCGCCACAGACACCGCCACAUCACCGCCACAAACACCGCCACAUCACCGCCACAAACACCGCCACAGACACCGCCACAGACACCGCCACAGACACCGCCACAGACACCGCCACAAACACCGCCACAUCACCGCCACAGACACCGCCACAGACACCGCCACAGACAUCGCCACAGACACCGCCACAAACACCGCCACAGACAUCGCCACAGACACCGCCACAAACACCGCCACAGACACCGCCACAGACACCGCCACAGACACCGCCACAAACACCGCCACAAACAUCGCCACAUCACCGCCACAGACACCGCCACAGACACCGCCACAGACACCGCCACAGACACCGCCACAGACACCGCCACAAACAUCGCCACAUCACCGCCACAAACACCGCCACAGACACCGCCACAGACAUCGCCACAAACACCGCCACAAACACCGCCACAAACACCGCCACAGACACCGCCACAGACACCGCCACAGAUACCGCCACAAACACCGGCACAAACACCGCCACAGACACCGCCACAGACACCGCCACAGACACCCCCACAGACACCGCCACAGACACCGCCACAGACACCGCCACAGACACCGCCAAAAACACCGCCAAAACACCGCCACAAACACCGCCACAGACACCGCCACAGACACCGCCACAGACACCGCCACAAACACCGCCACAGACACCGCCACAAACACCGGCACACACGCACACCGCCACAGACACCGCCACAGACACCGCCACAGACACCCCCACAGACACCGCCAGAGACACCGCCACAGACACCGCCACAAACACCGCCACAGACACCGCCACAGACACCGCCACAAACACCGCCACAUCACCGCCACAAACACCGCCACAGACACCGCCACAGACACCGCCACAGACACCGCCACAAACACCGCCACAUCACCGCCACAGACACCGCCACAGACACCGCCACAGACAUCGCCACAGACACCGCCACAAACACCGCCACAGACAUCGCCACAGACACCGCCACAAACACCGCCACAGACACCGCCACAGACACCGCCACAAACACCGCCACAAACAUCGCCACAUCACUGCCACAGACACCGCCACAGACACCGCCACAGACACCGCCACAAACAUCGCCACAUCACCGCCACAAACACCGCUACAGACACCGCCACAGACAUCGCCACAAACACCGCCACAAACACCGCCACAAACACCGCCACAGACACCGCCACAGAUACCGCCACAAACACCGGCACAAACACCGCCACAGACACCGCCACAGACACCGCCACAAACACCGCCACAAACACCGCCACAAACACCGCCACAGACACCGCCACAGACACCGCCACAGACACCGCCACAGACACCGCCACAAACAUCGCCACAUCACCGCCACAUCACCGCCACAGACACCGCCACAUCACCGCCACAAACACCGCCACAGACACCGCCACAGACAUCGCCACAAACACCGCCACAAACACCGCCACAAACAUCGCCACACCACCGCCACAGACACCGCCACAGACACCGCCACAGACAUCGCCACAGACACCGCCACAAACACCGCCACAGACAUUGCCACAGACACCGCCACAAACACCGCCACAGACACCGCCACAAACACCGCCACAAACAUUGCCACAUCACCGCCACAGACACCGCCACAUCACCGCCACAAACACCGCCACAGACACCGCCACAGACAUCUCCACAAACACCGCCACAAACACCGCCACAAACACCGCCACAGACACCGCCACAGACACCGCCACAGACACCGCCACAGACACCCCCACAGACACCGGCAGAGACACCGCCACAGACACCGCCACAAACACCGCCACAGACACCGCCACAGACACCGCCACAUCACCGCCACAAACACCGCCACAUCACCACCACAAAGACCGCCACAGACACCGCCACAGACACCGCCACAGACACCGCCACAGACACCGCCACAGACACCGCCACAGACACCGCCACAAACACCGCCACAUCACCGCCACAGACACCGCCACAGACACCGCCACAGACAUCGCCACAGACACCGCCACAAACACCGCCACAGACAUCGCCACAGACACCGCCACAAACACCGCCACAGACACCGCCACAGACACCGCCACAAACACCGCCACAAACAUCGCCACAGACACCGCCACAGACACCGCCACAGACACCGCCACAGACACCGCCACAGACACCGCCACAAACACCGCCACAAACAUCGCCACAGACACCGCCACAGACACCGCCACAAACACCGCCACAGACACCGCCACAGACAUCGCCACAAACACCGCCACAAACACCGCCACAAACACCGCCACAGACACCGCCACAGACACCGCCACAAACACCGGCACAAACACCGCCACAGACACCGCCACAGACACCGCCAGAGACACCCCCACAGACACCGCCAGAGACACCGCCACAGACACCGCCACAAACACCGCCACAGACACCGCCACAGACACCGCCACAUCACCGCCACAAACACCGCCACAUCACCGCCACAAACACCGCCACAGACACCGCCACAGACACCGCCACAGACACCGCCACAAACACCGCCACAUCACCGCCACAGACACCGCCACAGACACCGCCACAGACAUCGCCACAGACACCGCCACAAACACCGCCACAGACAUCGCCACAGACACCGCCACAAACACCGCCACAGACACCGCCACAGACACCGCCACAAACACCGCCACAAACAUCGCCACAUCACCGCCACAGACACCGCCACAGACACCGCCACAGACACCGCCACAGACACCGCCACAGACACCGCCACAAACAUCGCCACAUCACCGCCACAAACACCGCCACAGACACCGCCACAGACAUCGCCACAAACACCGCCACAAACACCGCCACAAACACCGCCACAGACACCGCCACAGACACCGCCACAGAUACCGCCACAAACACCGGCACAAACACCGCCACAGACACCGCCACAGACACCGCCACAGACACCGCCACAGACACCCCCACAGACACCGCCACAGACACCGCCACAGACACCGCCACAGACACCGCCAAAAAACACCGCCACAAACACCGCCACAAACACCGCCACAGACACCGCCACAGACACCGCCACAGACACCGCCACAAACACCGCCACAGACACCGCCACAAACACCGGCACAAACACCGCCACAGACACCGCCACAGACACCGCCACAGACACCCCCACAGACACCGCCAGAGACACCGCCACAGACACCGCCACAAACACCGCCACAGACACCGCCACAGACACCGCCACAAACACCGCCACAUCACCGCCACAAACACCGCCACAGACACCGCCACAGACACCGCCACAGACACCGCCACAAACACCGCCACAUCACCGCCACAGACACCGCCACAGACACCGCCACAGACAUCGCCACAGACACCGCCACAAACACCGCCACAGACAUCGCCACAGACACCGCCACAAACACCGCCACAGACACCGCCACAGACACCGCCACAAACACCGCCACAAACAUCGCCACAUCACCGCCACAGACACCGCCACAGACACCGCCACAGACACCGCCACAAACAUCGCCACAUCACCGCCACAAACACCGCUACAGACACCGCCACAGACAUCGCCACAAACACCGCCACAAACACCGCCACAAACACCGCCACAGACACCGCCACAGAUACCGCCACAAACACCGGCACAAACACCGCCACAGACACCGCCACAGACACCGCCACAGACACCGCCACAGACACCCCCACAGACACCGCCACAGACACCGCCACAGACACCGCCACAGACACCGCCAAAAACACCGCCACAAACACCGCCACAAACACCGCCACAGACACCGCCACAGACACCGCCACAGACACCGCCACAAACACCGCCACAGACACCGCCACAGACACCGCCACAGACACCGCCACAGACACCGCCACAGACACACGGAAUGCUUUAGUCCAGGAUUCAAAAUCACUCAUAUAUUCAUAUCUGUGUUGUUUUUAGCAGCGUUGUCAAGAGGGUUUCACAGCUACACGAGCCCCUCCUCCUCCUUCUCCCCCACUCUCUCAGAGGUGGGAGGAGCUCCGAGUGCGGGAGGAGAGAGAGGGAGGGAUGGAGGUAUAGCAGAGGAGACUGUCUCGAAGCAGCAUCAGAGCUCCACGGUCGACCCAGACUCUGCUUCCUCCUCCUCCUCCACCUCCUCCUCAUCAUCGUCGCUUCGAGUACUUGACAACGCUAAAGGUAUUUCUCACAUCUGA